Messenger RNA from Prunus mume (Japanese apricot), 1185 nucleotides. NCBI's taxonomy places the organism in Eukaryota, Viridiplantae, Streptophyta, Magnoliopsida, Rosales, Rosaceae. The record is from RefSeq and is a predicted model, not a curated record.
CCAUUGUAUAUUUGCUAUGUUCUUCUUCCCACUCAUUAUAAGAAGAAGAGGUAGAAGACGGGAAGGGUUGAGACAUAUAUAUAUACUGAAAUAAUGGCACACAGUUGCAAAAUUGGGGAAGAUUUAUUGGUAAAAAUUCUAUCAAGUCUACCUCCAAAAUCCCUUAUGCGAUUCAAGUGCGCGGCCAAAUGGUGGUAUGCGUUGAUCAACAAUCCCAGGUUCGUAGACAAUCAACUCUCCAAUUGCUUGCACAACAAUCGAUCAAUCUUUUUGAAGCGAUUACUCCCUAAUAAGGACUUGAAUGCUAGCGAGACCGAAUCAGUGUUCUCAGUGCUUACUUUUUGCGAGGAUGCAGAUGGUGGUGCGCAUAGGUUUCUAUUGUCUAGGGUGGAGGACAUCAAUGUUCCAGUUUCUAUGAGUGUAAUGAGUGGUGGUGAAGAACUUAGAAUUGUAGGCCAUUGUCAUGGAAUCAUUUGUGUACACGUAGAUAAUUAUAGUAAGGUGUUUGUGUGGAAUCCGGCAAUUCAGGAAUUCAAGCUUCUUCCCUCAGAGAAAUACUUUACGGAUUGGGAGUCCCUAGAUCAGCAGCGUGCCCCGUAUCUACCAUUAAAUAAUCGGCUCGAAUGGGCCAUGGGAUUUGGCUAUGAUCCUAUAUCUAAAGCUUAUAAAGUUGUUAGCAUUAUAUUUUAUGGUUCGCAAAGGCAUGCUCAUACAUUAUAUUCUGUGGUUAUUUAUCCUCUGAGAGUACAAGUGUACACGCUGGGAAGUAGUGAAGAAUCUUCUUCUUGGAGAGAGAUCAAGACUUGCUCUUUGGAAACAGAAACUACUUUCCUUUGGCCUGAAAUUUUCCAGAUACACUUGAAGGGGAUGUGUUAUUGGUUGGGAUCUGAGCAACAAAAGGAAUUCGUGGAUGAGGAGGAACUUCGAUAUGAAGAAAUGAUUAGGCAAGUGAUGGUUUCGUUUGACAUGAGCGAUGAGGUGUUUGAUGAGGUAACGUUACCAGAUGAGCUGCUAGACCAUGAAAGAACUUUUUUAGGGCUUUUCAUGCUGCUUACAGUGUGGAAUGAAUCUUCCAUUGCUCUUUGUGUUUGGCAUAACAGUUGUGAUGUUAGUCCAUACUUCGGAAUGUGGCUGUUGGAUAAUGAUUUUGGUGCUUGUGUUUGGACAAAACACGCAGGUUUUUGA